Haplochromis burtoni (Burton's mouthbrooder) is the source of this 2649-nucleotide messenger RNA. Its product is annotated as polymeric immunoglobulin receptor. The coding region runs from base 634 to 2028 and encodes 464 amino acids. NCBI's taxonomy places the organism in Eukaryota, Metazoa, Chordata, Actinopteri, Cichliformes, Cichlidae. The transcript has 8 exons. The record is from RefSeq and is a predicted model, not a curated record.
UUCCCAACACUGCUUGCAAGUAACAGGUAACAGAGAUGGCCUAAUAGUCACCACAUACUAACAACAAUCUAGAAGAGAACUGUUGCAACUUCCAGCUUGAUAUACUCCACGACUAGGCAAGUGUAGGAAGGAUUGUUUCAUUUGAGAAACUCCACCCAGGAGCGGAGCAGCAGAGAGAAGCCAGCCCAGAAACUCCACCUGAGUUUUAAAGGCAAGGAGAAGUUAACAUAAGAACAUAUUUCCAGCCAGUUGCCCUACAACACUCUCAAAUCAAAUGGAAAAAAUGGCACUGCAGCACAUCCGCGGACUUUGGAGUGUCCUCAACCAUACAUAUUGUAUGUAUGUGUGUGCGUCUCUUGUUUACUUAAGAGCUGUGAGAACUAGUAUGUUUGUGCACUAUGAAAUUAUUUUAAUAUUUGUCAAUCAUUUGACAAUAAAACAAAAAGAAGCAAAAUGUUGCAUAUGUACUGUAUGUGCAAUACAAAUGAUCUAAAUGUAAGAGUUUAAAAAUGUUGUCUAAAUGCAGAAGUUAAAGGCUUCAACACUGCCAUGACAUGCAGGAACUCAAACUGAUGUGGUCAUACUUUUAGUACAUUUCCGUUUAGGUUUCUAUUUUUACGGAGCAAAGCAGAGAUGUGGAGCUUUCAAAACCUGCUGUUCACCAUCUGUGUUGCUCUGAGGUGUUUGAUCAAUGCAGUCGGGGUGAUCCAUGUGACUGGAUACCUGGAGAGUGAGGUUAAUGUCUCCUGCUCCUAUGGUGAGGGUUACGAGUCUUAUGAGAAGUAUCUGUGUAAGAACAACUGUGGUGACAGUGAUGUUCUUAUUACAACUUCAAAACCAGUGAAAAACAAAUACAGGAUCCAUGAAGACAAAACAGCACGAAUCUUCACAAUGACCAUCUCUGAUCUUCAUUCGGCCGAUGCUGGGAAAUACUGGUGUGGAGUGACCAUAACUGGAAAAGAUAUCUACAUUGAAGUCAAGCUUAAAUUAGUAAAAGACAGCUGCUGUGACACUGCGACCAAAGUUCAAAGCUAUGAGGGAUACUUUAAGUCUGUCAGUUGUCCGUAUGAGUCACAGCAUCAGAACAGUCUAAAGUACAUCUGCAGAGGAAACCGGCCCUCCACAUGUCUGCAGCAGGCACUGAUCACCUCUGACACCAAACAAAAUGGGCGAUUCAGACUUGAUGAUGACAAAAUGUCAGGAACAUUCACAGUGACCAUUAGCAGUUUAACCAAAAAUGAUUCAGGGUCAUACCUCUGUGGUGUCCAAAGAAACUCUGACCUGGAUGUUUUCUCUGCUGUUGAGCUGGAAGUCAAAGAGUGGUGCUGUGUCAAGUCAACUAAAAUAAAAGGUACUGUAGGACAUCCACUAACUUUGCUGUGUCCUUAUCCUCCACAACAUCGGGAUAACAGGAAGUUCCUCUGUAAGGGAGAACAGCUCAACAGCUGCAAAGACAUAACCAGUCAAAGCAGGUUUAAACUUGAAGGUAAUGGUUCUUCCAGCUCUUUCUCUGUGGUGAUCACAAAGCUGGAAGAAGCAGAUGCUGGGACAUACUGGUGUGGGUCAGACUCAGAGAGGAGGCCUGGAAACUACACCAAGAUUCAGCUGUCAGUUGUCUUUCUCCAGCACACCAGCACUGUACCUUCCACAGUCGAAAUGCCUGGAAAACCUUCAACACAAAUUACCGAUGCAGGACACUAUGUGGGUUACACUGUUCCUCCCCUGCUGCUGCUACUGAUAUGCGUCUUUGCAGUUAUAGUUUAUAAGUGCAAACAUCAGAAAGCAAAAGAAGAUGAAACUGUCAUGAACAGAAAUGCACAGAACGAAGAUGCUUUAGAGGAAGUGAUGCAUGUGGCAGAAAAUAAAAUUUAUGAAAGUCAAGACGUUGUGAUAUACUCAAAUAAGGAGACGUCCGAACUGCAGAGUGCCGGUAAUGACUGUGAAGAUUUAGGUGAAGAUGAACCAGACUUAGAGAAUGUCACAACUGAAGAAAUCUACUGUAAUGGAAAUUUCCAUAAUGCCAAUUGAAGAUAAACAUUGUGUGCAUUUGAGGUCAGUCUUUGGCUCUCACCUGUAUGGAGAUCAUCCUGUUUAAUUUGUCUUUAACAUUAACAGUUACACAGCUAAUCUUUUCUGAAACUGUGGGAAACCUCAAAUGCAAAUGACUAACAUCAAUGUAACGUAAAUUAAUCUGCAAAUUAAAAUAAAAUUUUAGUCAUUCUUGUCUGUUUUUGCCCCAUUUAAACAUAAACAGUCACAAGUCAAGUUAUUUUUAUGAUACGUUUAUAUUUGUUGCAAUUAAACAUUUCUGACAAAGGCAGUUAAUUGAUAUGAUUUUACAGAUAAAAGGAAAUACAGUGUUUAUUCUAAUUCCAUACAUUGGAUGGAACCAUCCGAUGUAUGUAACAGUGUAGCAGUUUUCACCCAUGACGUACUUACAUCGAUAUAAAUAAAUAAGCAUAUCUAUGAAAAUAUUUCAACAGUGGAACUUUAGUGUAAUCACAGUACUGUCAUGCAAAUCUUGGAUUUAUAAUUAGUUUUAGUCUUUUUUUAUAUUAUUGGUUUAAAUUUUUGCACUUUUAUAGAGUAAUGCUGUGCGCCUGUGCCUUUAACUUUGUUGUUAACUCUGUACUAUUUAUAUUCUUUAUC